AUGACGGUUGUCCUGCUGGUGUACUUCUACACUGGGCUCACAAACAGGGACCCAGAUAUACCUGCUAGUUUUACCUUUGUGAUUCAGAGCAUUAUGGGAUGUCCACUUCACUUUGCAGUAGCCUUAGAAUCUGCACUCCUAGACUCAUAUUGCUUUUACUCAUUUCCAGGGAUUUCAAGGACCAGUUGCCUGGGAUAUGCAGUUUCCUUUUCUUUUUUGUAUGCAAAAUUCCCAUCCAUGUGGACCCACUUGGUGUACUUGUAUACCUGACAAGCCCUUGACCUGUGCCUAGGCUGGGCCCUGCUCUGUACAUCCACAACUGUGUUUGUCAAGCUUUCUUCAAGACUCAUCCAGAAUGGACAUAUAAACGUAAGUUUCAGCAGAGGGGAGAAAGUCCUCAUUGCAUUUUGA
Nycticebus coucang (slow loris) is the source of this 411-nucleotide messenger RNA. RefSeq names its product transmembrane protein 212 (gene TMEM212). The record is from RefSeq and is a predicted model, not a curated record. NCBI's taxonomy places the organism in Eukaryota, Metazoa, Chordata, Mammalia, Primates, Lorisidae.